Molecule: messenger RNA, 1637 nt
Organism: Aricia agestis (brown argus)
Lineage: Eukaryota; Metazoa; Arthropoda; Insecta; Lepidoptera; Lycaenidae
Product: ankyrin repeat and MYND domain-containing protein 2
Exons: 2
Coding region: 56-1213 (385 amino acids)
Molecular function (GO): protein binding
Source: RefSeq, a predicted model, not a curated record
UUGUGUGAAAAGCGAUCGGGAUUUUAUCUUUUGGUGUGCCUAUUAAAAGUGUAAAAUGUCCGCUGAAAAUAUAUUUGCUGUUAUAGCGCAAGGCGAUCUAAGUGAAUUUAAGACUUUACUAGCCAAUUACAAGGGAACUGUUAAUUUAUUUGACGAAAAUGGUAUGACGGCGCUACAGCACGCUGCUUAUAAGGGUAACAAGGAUAUGGUCCAGUUAUUGCUCGACAGGGGUGCUGAUGUGAACUCAGGUAAACAUGAGUACAAUUACACUGCCCUACACUUUGGUGCCUUGUCUGGAAACUCUGAGGUGUGCAAGCUGCUCCUCGAUGCUGGAGCAAAACCGACUGCCACAAAUUCUGUAGGACGUACUGCAUCUCAAAUGGCUGCAUUUGUCGGCAACCAUCACACAGUCGCCACAAUUAACAACUACAUUCCAUUCAAAGAAAUAUCAUACUACUCAAUACCUCAAGGUCAACAGACGGACCCACAUCUGCCCUCGGUCCUUGUAGAACCAUUGCAUAAAUUUGUCCUAGGAGUGAACAUUCAUCCAGUAAGAUUAGCGUUGAACCUUCAACACACCCCUGCAUUACUCGAAAAUGCAGACAAAGUAAGUAAGGUCCUAGACAUGCUUUGUAAAAAGGAAAUGACCAGAGGAAGCGAUACCAAUGAAGUUAUGGCAUUUAAGUACCACUAUCUAGCUUAUAUCAUAAGAGAAAUUAAUAAUAUAAGGGACAAACAGAAACCAAACUCAGAUAAGGAGGAAAAGAAACAUGAUAUUGUUGAAGUGUUUGCAAAGAAACUCUUGAAACCUGGCAAAGAUGGAUUCUCGCUGGACCUCAUGGAUACCUUCCUAAAGGAUUGUGUUCGAGAGUUCCCCUACAGAGAAUGUACAACAUUUCACCAAAUGGUCACUUCCCUGACUAGUAAGGAUCCCCCACCUGCAUUGUCGGUUAUAAACUGUACUAUCAAUGGCCAGAGAGGCUUUGUUGAUGCCAUACCAUACUGCAGUACUUGUGGAGAGGAGAAACCAGCAAAGAAGUGUUCAAAAUGUAAAUCGGUACAAUACUGCGACAGGGAGUGUCAGCGCCUACACUGGUUCGUGCACAAGAAAGCCUGCAACCGAGAGUCCAGCUCUCCCGCAAUUAUGAACGCUAAACCAAACAUAGACGCGGGCGAAUUAACCACUGAACUCCAAAAUCUUGUCGCCGGAUAGAAAAAGUUAAUAGUUUUUGUUAAUCACAAUAUAAUUUAUAUUAUGUUUAUGUUCUAUGUAUCUACGUCUGAUCUAUAAUGAAAAACACCAGUUAUAUUCUAAAGUUAAUGUGAGUAGUUAAAUUUAUGGCCUUCUUAACGCUAAGAGAUCUAUUCCUAAAAUUAGGGAAACCUCUAAAAAUUGGAACUGGAGUAGCUGACUAACAAGAAGAAUGUUUCACUAAAGCCAAACCAUGAUAAAAAGUUACACUAAAUAAACAUUAGAGGCUGUGAUUUAAAGUAAUUCAAGUAAAGAAACAUUAUUUGGCUACUUUGGUUUCAUAUUGCACAUGUCUAUGUUGUGUGUAAUUUUAGGAAAAACAACAUUAUAGGUCAAUUAAUAAAAUGUAUGUAUGUAUAUAUUAUUUGUUUAAAAGAAUACAGAA